AUGGCCACCAAGCUGUAUGGGACGUACUAUUCCAGCGCCACCGCAAGGGCGAUCGUGGUGAUGCUGGAGAAGGAAGUGGACUUUGAGCUGAUCAGCACCAGCAUCUUGCUUGGAGAGCACAAGAAACCUGAGUACAUGACUUUGCAGCAUGAUUUGUGCACUCGUGGCUAUUUGUUUUUUGGGAUGUUGCAAGAUACGUUCCCACUGAGGUACUCACACCCACCGUGGGUUGGGCGUGUCCUGCAGCCGUUCGGACUGGUUCCACUCCUGGAGGACGAGGACCUCAAAUUGUUCGAGUCUGGCGCAAUAAUGCGAUACAUUGCCGACAAGUACGAAGCUCAGGGAACUCCUAAGCUGUAUGGGUCGACCAAAGCGGAGCGGGCGCUAGUGGAGCAGUGGAUGGAGGUUGAGAGCGGCACGUUCAGCGCACUCAUGCGAACCCUUGUGAAGGAGCUCAUCUACGGGCCAGGGCUGUUCAAAAUUGCAACGGACCAGAAGGCCGUGGAGGACGCCACAGAAAAGCUGAACAAAGUGCUGGACGUGUACGAAGCGCAGCUAACGAAGCAUCAGUACUUGGCAGGGGACUUCGUGAGCAUUGCGGACCUUGGGCAUUUGCCUUUGAGCAACCUGUACUUCAACGUGUUGGGGAAGCGGGAGCUGUUGAGCUCACGGCCGCGGGUUGCAGCAUGGUGGGGUGCGAUAUUGAGCCGGGCAUCUUGGAAGAAGAUCGUGUCCUUUGCGGGUGCAGACUAUGAGUCAUGGGUGAAGGCGGCAAAGAGCUUCCAGCCACAGUGAGAGUGUAUUUGUUGCACGAAUGUAAAGACCGAUUACUACACAGAUAGGAGUUCAUCGCUGGAUUGGAUAAUUCAAAAGCAUGUGACCACUUGUACAACUCAAGAAAUAUAGUUUGCAUUUACUCGA
Messenger RNA from Physcomitrium patens, 921 nucleotides. Lineage: Eukaryota; Viridiplantae; Streptophyta; Bryopsida; Funariales; Funariaceae. The record is from RefSeq and is a predicted model, not a curated record.